AAUUCAAAUAUGUAAUCUCAGGUAUUUCUUAUACUAAUGAUAAUAACUUGUCGAGUUUUAAUAAAGAUCUACCUAUAUGUUUUUCUAUCGAGAAUAAGAUGACAAAUGUUUUAAUUUACAUGAAUCAUACUAUGCGCAGUAGCGACUGUGACACUUGGCGAGAUCACCUGUACCAAUUUGCUAAUUAAGGAGAAUAGGGCGCGACCAGCACUUUGCCCCAUAAUCUUUACACUGCUCUGUGUGGAAUCAUGUUUCUGACGACCAUUGUAAUACUUGUCUCAACGCUGAGAGUUCAAGGGUUCUGCGGCGAUAGUAUUCGCUGGUCGCACCAUUUCAAGAUGGACGAUGUCUUCGGUAUGUGGUACGGAGCGGGGUACGCGCAGCACACACCUGACAUGACUAAUAAACCUAACGAAAUUGGUUGCGUCACUUUGUACAUUACUGACGUGACCACGGAGCCCCGCGAAGACUGGUUGGAUUGGUCCAUUAUCCGGCCUAACUAUUCCGAUUACAAUUGGCGCUCGUACAAGAGUAAUCCGUGGUCAGAUAAUUCAAUGUCCGGAUCUUGGGUUGAUGUUAAAAUCAAGAGGAGCGUUCGGAGAGACAUGUACAGUGAGAGACGUCUGCGAAUUAUUUGGGAUGAAGAUGGUCAAAGUAUGGAGCAGACGUAUGAAUAUUCGACUGACGAACCUGGUUUAUGGGUUGCUGAGGAUAGAAGACAGCUUGAAAGAGAAAUGCGAGCUAGAGGAAUGGAUAUUUGGGAUCCAAACGUGCUUCCGAGACAUCCGCAAGUAAUAAGAAUCCUAAAAGCAUCUCAGCAUUUAUUGAUCAUCAAUCAUUGUUCGGAAAUAGGCGACGGUGGUAUUUUCACGCUUAUCUUGAGGAGAUCACCGUCAAAAAUGAAUAGGUGGGAGUGGUAUGACUAUCAGAGACAGUUCUUUAGCUUUGAUCUGCCAAAUAUGUACCGUUAUUCAACUAUUUGUGCUGGCUGUGUUCUAGGCAGUUCAUUAUAUUUUGUUUUCUUGUGUUACAUAAUUUUAUUGAUAAGGCAUUGUGUUUAAAGCAUUUUAAUUAAAAUAAUUAUUUCUAAUUCGUUCUUGUUGACAAAUUUAGAAUGAAAUAUUUAAUAAGAAUUCAACCAAAGACAAUAAAUUAUAACAUUCACAUUCAUACAUAACCAAAUUAUAACGUUAAAUGUUUAAAAUUUUGUAUUUAUUUUAGUUUU
Molecule: messenger RNA, 1225 nt
Organism: Bombyx mandarina (wild silkworm)
Lineage: Eukaryota; Metazoa; Arthropoda; Insecta; Lepidoptera; Bombycidae
Source: RefSeq, a predicted model, not a curated record